Messenger RNA from Rhizoctonia solani, 3354 nucleotides. RefSeq lists its product as uncharacterized. Lineage: Eukaryota; Fungi; Basidiomycota; Agaricomycetes; Cantharellales; Ceratobasidiaceae. The coding region runs from base 1 to 3354 and encodes 1117 amino acids. The transcript is spliced from 17 exons. The record is from RefSeq and is a predicted model, not a curated record.
AUGGCACAAACUCCUAUUGGUGCUAUCGCUUCUGUCAGCGCUUUUAACGGGAAACGUCUCAAGGUCGUCGUUGUAGGCGAGGGAGGCAAUAUCCUCGAUGUCAACUGUCGGUUUGGCCACGAUAGAGCAAAGAACGCCAGCCUGCCGAAUUAUCUGCCGCUCCCUGAUGGGCGGCGAACUCAAGGAUCUCUCUGGACCGACGGAGGAGUGCUUGACACUGCUCACCCUGACUCAAAACUUGCGGCAUGCACUAUCGAGCGACUUAACGUAGCAAACUUCUUCUAUCAGCUUCCAGAUGGGAGUAUUGUCAUGCGACGCUGCAGUAUGGAGUCUGACUGGAAAUGGGAAACUGGAUAUACUUCUAUUCUUUCGAGCGAGAGCGAAUACCCUCCUGAUCUUGGAACUAGUAUUGUCGUUCAGCCUAGCGUCUUACGUGCCGGCGAUGGUAACAGUUUGACUUCUUCUAGUAAGCUAGACCAAACAUCUUCCGGCCAUAUUGGAAUACAAAGAAUGAAUGAGUUGGGCGAGCUCCAAGGAACCCUCUUUCGAGGGCGGCUAAGCAUUCCGCGUUGUACCCCCUUCACAGCUCUCAUGUCCGGUAAUAAUUUCACGAUCUCAUAUAUCACCCUCAAUACACAGGAAAUCUGGGAAUGUAACGGUACUCUCACCACAGGUCCUUGGCGCGAGCUCGAGGACGAUGAAUCCUAUGUAUCUGCCGCUCAGCGUGUGAUAUUGGAAACCCCACCCACACCUUUUUGCGUACAGAUGGCUUCCUACCAAGCCGACCAACCGAUUUUCUACUCCAUGGUCUCUAGCACUUUUAAAAGCAUCGUUUGGUCCUCUAACCGGGCUCGUCGAUCCUAUCGCUUUGAGGUUCGUGGAAUGCCAGGCACUCCUAUUGCGCUCUCAGGCUACUCCCUCGCGUGGUCGAGUCUAAAUGUUUUGUUCGUCGAUAUCACUGGUGCAGUCAAUAUAGGUCGACUAGGAUCUGGAUCUGUCGAUGGAACCAAACAACCUGAAUGCUUCCCCAUCCCACUAGGCUCGAUGCGGAAUGCAUUUUCCUGGGCGCCAAGUCCCGAUUUGGGUGCUCGCGAUGUGCUUGAGGAAGCAGAAGAAUGUCCAGCGCCUUGCGAAGUUGUCCAAAUCAAGGAGACGGAAUCAACAGAGGUAGCUCACGAGUGUGCGGAUGCGCAACCCUGCCCCAGUCCUUGCCCCGAUCCUUGCCCCAAUCCAUGCAGUGACGAGGCCGAACGCGACGAAGUCAACGAAGAACACAACGACGCGAGCAUAGAAUACAAGCCAGCAGAUGGGUGCUGCGGAGACGAGCCUAUUAUUUGUGGAGCCGAAACCCCCGUCGAUACUGACGAAGGCGUGUUGGAGGAAGCCGAUAGAGGGUCCAGCUACGGAGUUUGUUCGACCUGUGAUGGGAACGAAGACGAGGAUGUGUGUUCGGAACCUCCUUUUAACGGAGAUGCUGAUAUCGUGGUCGAGGUCGAACAGGAUAUAUGCGAACUUCCUGAACCGUACCUACCAGUCGAAGAAAUGGGUGAUGCGCCUUUCGAAGAUCCCGUCUUAUCGGAAGAAUCGACCACACCGACUUUCCCAGUUGCCAUUCCUCUACCAGAAGAGCCCGCUCUCAUAUCGAGGACGUGCCACUUACAUCUAUUCCUCCCAGCCCUCCCCGUUCAAGUAGUCCUUGCUUGCCGGAGCCGGUACAGGAAGCGCCAAUUGUGGACUCAAAUACGCCUUUCGUUGACAUACUUUAUGAACGCCUUCGAUUCAUAUUCAAACCUUCUGGAGGCCGGUACAUAUCGCUUCAACUUCCCGCCAGGCGCGUGGAUCAAAUUUCCUCGAUAUAUUGUGCCUGAAUUAAAUGCCAAACUCUCGGACGAGCUCUUCGAUGUUGCCAACUUGAUCCCCAAUCCGGAUACCGAAAUCAGCAGAAGUUUGAACAUUCAACGGGCGAUAAUCCUUCAGCACUUGUCUCAACUUGAGCAAAGCGCCACUUCAACGAGCUUGAAUAAUUCUAUCACCUCAAACGAAGUCGUCGAUCCUCUUCGACCAGAGGCAAAUCAAGUUGCUACAUCAGACAAGGCAAUGCGAAUUAUUUGGACGCACACUACGGAAACAGAGCUGAUGGGAUAUUUGGAUGUCAAGACGGGUUGCGAAUCGCUACAUGAUGCGAGGUCCUUGUUCCGCAAGUCGGGCCGAAGCUACAUAGAUACGUCUAAGCCGACACUCCCCAUUACGAUGACGCCGUUUGAUUGGUAUGAAGCAAGUCAGACUUCUUGGAUCCUGAGGAGCUUAAUCAUGAUUCGCGGUGCUCAAUCUCAACUAGACCGGAAGUUAUCUGAUAUGGAUUCUCUUACCGCUCAACUGAUUCCUUUCAUUCGGUCGAGUGUUGAGGAUUAUCAAGAUCUAGAGCUCGAAGUCCAAUCAUUGAAACAAGUUCUCAAGCAAUCUGAUUCCAACAGCUCAGUUGCUAGCUUGCUUCGAUGCAUUCACGAUACCCCUCUGUCCGACGAGCCUAAUGAUCGGGACUUCGACCUCGCUACUGUAUCCAACCGCCUGGGAGCUAUCAAGGCCAUCGAUCGUAAACUGAUGCACGCUACACGUUCUCUCACUCUUAAACGAGCACAGGAAACAAUGACGAAACCAGACGGCACCAAUAUGCAACUGCGAUCUUCACUGGAAUCCAAGAUUCUCGAGCAUCAGGCAUUUAUCGAAGCUUACAUAAAGCUCAUUCGGGCGUCGUCCGAGCGGUACGCACUCAACCUUCAGACAUCGAUUUCACAAGUGCACCUCCCGUACUCCAACGACCCGCGCUGGUCCAUCGUCAACAUUUCGACCGAGGUUCCUAAUACGACAUGGGACGAUGCUGCGGUCGGCGUUGGACUCUUCCGGGUUUCGCUCGUCAAUAUCGAUCGUGGAGCAUGGUUCAAAUCGGACUUGAUGAAGCAUUCGGACCAGUUUAUGAGACUGCCUGUCGAACGCAUACUCCAAGGAGAUUUCGUCCCCAAGGCUCUUUGGCCGCUCUGCCUGCUGGAUAAUAUCCUCAUCAAGAUUCAUACUCCAGAACAAGCUAGCGGCGCGACCAAGGAGACAUUGAUCAAGCAGGCGGCCACGGCCCACGGUAUUCUCGGCUUUGGAUUUGCACCCCAAGCAUCAGCGCAUGGGAACCCAGCUGCGAUGCAUAUCAGCUUACGUGAUCUGUAUAAGCUCGGAUAUAUGAUGCAGUUGACGCCACCCGAUUUGAGUGUCGAAUAUAACUCGCAGCUAGUAGAAUCUAGUAUUGGAGCGAUGAUAGGCAAAGUUCAAGUCAGUGGAAGGGCGCUUGAGAAGGUGGAGUAUUAG